Messenger RNA from Fomitiporia mediterranea MF3/22, 641 nucleotides. RefSeq lists its product as uncharacterized. The coding region runs from base 1 to 621 and encodes 206 amino acids. Gene Ontology annotation, cellular component: kinetochore; MIS12/MIND type complex. Lineage: Eukaryota; Fungi; Basidiomycota; Agaricomycetes; Hymenochaetales; Hymenochaetaceae. The record is from RefSeq and is a predicted model, not a curated record. Gene Ontology annotation, biological process: mitotic sister chromatid segregation. The transcript is spliced from 5 exons.
AUGGCAGAGAGCGAACGCAACGGAGCCAGAGACGAAUUGCCUCGCGUCUCUGUGGACUCAAUCCAAGACUGGUUCCGCAUUAAAGAAAACCUGAACUCUGCUGCUAUUGCUAUUCUCGAUUCAAAACUUUCGGAACGUGGUUCAGAAAACCAGCGAAAUCUCCUCCUGCCCCAUGUGAUACAGUUCUUAGAAAGGACAUAUCGGCUUGCAAAACCGAAUUUGCGAAUAAAUGGGCGUAACUUUGACGAAUAUGAUGGUGAUGAACAAGAAAUGGACCAGUUCGACGAGUCUUUGGACAGGCGAGUCUGGUCUCUUUCUGACCAGCGCCUGAAAUGGGAUCUUGAAAUUGCUACGAAGCGGCGAAACGUCCCGCGGGAAGUGGAGAACCUAAUGCUCGACCUUUUCAAUAAACAAAGGGAGCAUGAUGAUCGGCAGUUAGGGCAACAGGAUACUGAAAUGGAAGUUGACAAUGAUGUAGCUGGGGGUGAGGAGGGUUUGUCCGACGCGAAUGUCAAGUUAACUGAGAUCGCGGAAGAACUUCAACAGAAUGUCCCCGAGCAGCUUGAAAGGGCUCAGCGAGUUAAACAGGUGGAUGAGGAGAUUCGCAAUCUACGCACGUGAUUAUUUGUUAUUUGUACCGG